CUUGGAGUGAUUCAUCUUCCAGGUCGAGGGAGCUAUGUCGGGAUAUAUCUUGUGCUCUUUUUACUCCAUUGUUACUGGGAAACGGUGUUUGGGCAGCUCUCCUAUUCCGUCUCAGAGGAGGUAAACCCGGGGACGCCUGUUGGAAAUAUCGCUAAGGACCUGAACCUUAAUUCUCAGGACCUGGAAUCACGUAUGUUUCAGAUUGUUACUGGAUCAAAGAGAAAAUUCUUCGAGGUAAAUCUAAAGACUGGUGUUCUGUAUGUCAGUGAGAGAAUAGACAGAGAGGAGCUUUGUGCAGAGGAGCUUAAAUGCUCGGUGAGUGUCGAAGCCGUCAUAAAUAACCCUUUAAAGCUUUACCGUAUUGACGUAGAUAUUUUAGAUGUUAAUGACAAUGCCCCAAUGUUUUCGACCAAAUUGCAAAAUCUGUAUAUCGCAGAGAGUACCUUACCAGGAGUAAAAUUCGCAUUAUCUGAAGCAAAUGAUGCAGAUGUGGGAAGAAACGGAGUCAGUACUUACAAAUUGAGCCAGAAUGAGCAUUUCUCUUUGGCUGUGCACAAAGCAGGUGACAGUGUAUCUGCUGAGUUAGUGCUACAGAAAGCUUUAGACCGAGAGAAGCAGCCUGUGAUCACCAUGACACUGACCGCUGUAGAUGGAGGGAGUCCUCCGAAAUCAGGCACCUCACAGCUCGUUGUUAACGUUUUAGACAAUAACGAUAACAUCCCGAUUUUCAGCGAAACGUUAUAUAAGACAAAAAUCCUAGAAAACACGCCACUGGGUACGGUAGUAAUUGCUGUAAACGCCACCGAUGCAGAUGAGGGGCUGAACAGUGAGAUUGUGUAUUCUCUGAGAAGCAAAGAUCAAGAUCAUGUACUUGAUAUAUUUGAAAUUGAAAGUCAAACAGGUGUCAUUAAGGUAAAAGGCAAUAUAGACUUUGAAGAAAAAAAGGCUUUUGAGAUACGUGUAGAGGCCAGUGAUAAAGGGCAACCUCCCAUGUCUGCUCAUUGUAAAGUGCUGGUAGAGGUGGUGGACAUCAAUGAUAAUGCUCCCGAGAUCACUGUGACGUCACUUCAUACCAUAGUAAAAGAAGACUCUAGUGCAGGCACCGUAGUUGCUCUUGUGUCAGUCCUCGAUAAGGAUGGCGGAAAAAACGGUGAUGUGAACAUUCAAAUUAAAAAUGAUGUUCCACUCAAACUCGAAACAAACUACAAAAAUUAUUAUUCUCUAUUAGUUGACGGACCGCUGGACAGAGAGAGUGUCUCAAACUACAACGUCACCAUCGUCGCAACUGAUAAAGGAUCCCCGUCACUUUCGGGCACAAGUGUGCUUUCAAUACACGUUUCUGACGUCAAUGAUAAUCCACCUCUGUUUCCAGAGCCGCUAAUUAAUGUAUAUGUGAAAGAAAACAGUCCAGUGGGAGCAGUUAUUAAAACAGUGACUGCCACUGAUGCUGACGUUGACCAGAACAGUCAGGUUAGCUAUUCUUUUUUACAAAGUAACAGUAACCCACUGUCUACAAUGGUGAAUAUCAACUCAGAAACUGGAGAUAUAGUCAGCCUGCAGUCUUUUAACUAUGAAGAGUUAAAAACGUUUCAGUUUAAAUCGCUGGAAUAG
Molecule: messenger RNA, 1611 nt
Organism: Plectropomus leopardus (leopard coralgrouper)
Lineage: Eukaryota; Metazoa; Chordata; Actinopteri; Perciformes; Serranidae
Source: RefSeq, a predicted model, not a curated record